AUGACACUAGGGAGAUGCUGGUCAUAUCAUUGUAAGACUAGGCGAAGACUUCUGCGUUCUGAAGGGCCACAGAUUCCAUGUCCUCAAUGGGCUGAGCCUGUGGGUGAUAGCCUCAUCUCUGGGAUCAUCGGGUUGAUCCGCCCCUCUGUCGUUUGGCACGGUCGUUGGGGUGGAAACUGA
Prunus armeniaca (apricot) is the source of this 180-nucleotide messenger RNA. The record is from the annotation of a GenBank genome assembly. Lineage: Eukaryota; Viridiplantae; Streptophyta; Magnoliopsida; Rosales; Rosaceae.